This is a messenger RNA of Emericellopsis atlantica, 1055 nucleotides long. RefSeq lists its product as uncharacterized. Bases 55 to 957 code for a protein of 300 amino acids. The transcript has 4 exons. NCBI's taxonomy places the organism in Eukaryota, Fungi, Ascomycota, Sordariomycetes, Hypocreales, Bionectriaceae. The record is from RefSeq and is a predicted model, not a curated record.
ACCGCUUUUGAUUGUCCAAGCGACUCAUUCACUUACUAACACAUCCGAAUAGCUAUGGAGGCUGCCCAGACACACUCGUCACUCACGCCGUUGCGAUCGAUGCAGCAUAAGGACGCAUAUGGCAACAUGAUAGAGGAGCCCGAUCACUCGAACCCAACCAGACAUCGCUGGGAAAGGCCCCUCGAAACCAUCCGCAGCUUCAACGAUGCUGUUGAAGGCGGCUACAAGCGCAGGUCCAUGAUGCGAACGGACACGGAACCGUCCAUCAAUUGGAGUCGCAGAAACAGCCAUCACCCGGGAGCCGCGCAGCCGAGGAGCCGCCCUGAUAGUUUCUACGGCAGCCGCCCUGUAUCGUUCCGGCCAGAGAGCACACAGUUCAGCCUACACCAAGCGCCGGCACAGCGUGCUGGCAGCAUGUAUGGCAUGGACAGGUUCCAGCAAGAGGGUCACCACGGCUACGGAGGCCACCCCGGUCGCCAGCGUGCCCCCCGAAUGCAUAGUGAGCCCCAGUACGGGCACUCUGGCGGCGGGCAUGGACGUGGACCCAGCGGUUACCACCUGUCUCAUCAAGACCGAUCGUACGAGACCGUCACCUCGGCGGCCGAGGGCAGCAGGCAUUCGGAUCAGAUUGGCUACCAGACCGACCCGACUAGUAGCGAUAACAGCUCGAUCGAACGCCGGUCCCCCGCCCGGCGCCCAGAGCCUCACAACGACUACGGCAUCGGUUUCAGCCAACCUCAGCAGCCACAACACAACCUAGCCUUGAACCAAAUCCAUGGAAACCAGCAGCAGCCGCCGCGCCCCCCACCUCACGGCGUACAGAGCCAGCCCGCCGUACCGCGUAAGAGCGUGCCAACGGUUCUGCAGCGCCAGCCCACGCAGCAAUCGACAAAGACCGCGGGCGGCGACAAGCGCAAGAGCUGGUUCACCCGCAAGUUCAGCAGCAAAAAGGAGUGAAAUCCCGAGGAUCACUACGUCUGAUGAGACAUGCCUGCCCUGGUAAUGCACACACGGAUCUUGCUUUUUAUGGAAUACCCCUAUACCCUUAUGCGUCC